AUGAAAAAUAGGUUCAAAGUAAUCCUAUAGCCACAGAAUCAAGAUUUAUAUUUGGAAGCUGACUAAUCUAUUUCAGUUGAGGAAUUAUUUGAAUACAUAAAGACCUCUUUAAAGUAAUGUUAUUUUAUGAAGUAGAAUUGAUAAUGAUUUGAAAAAUUGGAAUUGUUAUUCUAAAUCAAAAUGCAUGUAUUUAGAUUUAAAGAGUGAACUAGAAAAUGUCUAAAAUGACAACUUAAUCAUCAAUACUUAAAAUUUUUCAAAUACUCACACUGGAAUGCAUCAAGACUAAUAAUCAAUAAAUAAUCAACAUUUUCAAACUCCAUAAUAAUAAAUCAAUAAUCAAUAUUAAUAAAAAAAUAAAAAAUAAGACUAAAUUAAUUCAUAUGUAUUUAAUGAAAUUCCAAAUUCCAAUAAACUGUCUAUUAAUUUUGUAAUAAGAGAUGGAUCUAUUAAAAGAUAAUUCCCAAGAUAAUUCUUAAGAUAAUUCUCAAGAUAAUUUAAUAUACAUGAUAAAUUAAUAUAAUUAAAAGAUGCGGUGAUGGAGUAUUUAGGAUUUGAAAGGUAAUUUGAUAUUUUUAUAAUUAGUGAUGAUGAAGUUUCUUGCGAUUUAUACAUAUUUGGUUAGCAUUACAGAGGAUAUUGCUUGGAGGCAUUAACACUGCAUCAGUUAUAAUUAAAAUAUAAUGUUGAAGUUCAAAUAGUAUUAAGAUAGAUUGGAUACAGUGGUGAUUGA
This is a messenger RNA of Paramecium primaurelia, 733 nucleotides long. The record is from the annotation of a GenBank genome assembly. Lineage: Eukaryota; Ciliophora; Oligohymenophorea; Peniculida; Parameciidae.